Messenger RNA from Pecten maximus, 2606 nucleotides. RefSeq lists its product as uncharacterized. The transcript is spliced from 4 exons. NCBI's taxonomy places the organism in Eukaryota, Metazoa, Mollusca, Bivalvia, Pectinida, Pectinidae. Bases 326 to 1549 code for a protein of 407 amino acids. The record is from RefSeq and is a predicted model, not a curated record.
ACUCAUUGGGGCGUGGAGAUUUUAGAACAUUCACUGGUAAUCAGUGAUCGACAAAUGUGAAGACUUAUUUACACUGUGGGGUUGGCGAGGUUUCCAAACAGGUAUGUGUACACGGGAGAAUGAUUAUUACUACAAUGACUGGUGUUAGACGGGUGUAUUGAAUAGGUAGAGAACACACAUGUGUCUAUCGUAGCGGGAGUUGUACUAGGGUGUGUCCAUGUCGGAAAGUUCGGGACAGGUCUUGGGGAAACUAUAGACAGGUGCUCUGUGUGUCCGGACCUAGUGUAACGUAACGUAUCAAGGUCGGCUUGGACACGGAACCAACAUGUCGCAGGCGAUACAGAAAUGGUGUGUGUUGUGUAUACUGCUGGUGAUCCUGGCUCUGGCAGUGGUGGGGUUUGGUACCCCCGGCUGGUACCGUCUCCGGGUAGCUAGUGUCACUCCCUACGAGUACACUGCUGGAUUUUUCGAAGCCUGCACAUCGUCCCAAUGUACAGCGUACCUGACCUAUACGAGUCUAAACGCCUACGAUAGCAAUUUUAUUGGAUGUAUGAUAUUUAAUAUCCUGGGCAUUGUGUUCCUUUUGGCCGCCAUAGUGACAUGUGUAUUCACCCUCUGGGAUCCAACAGACGUCUGCGGCUGCGUGGCUUGCUUUACAGACAAGCGAAAGUUCCUCCAUGUCACAUGGUUAACUCUGAUGGCAGGCCUGUUUUUGCUGAUAUGCGUGAUCUGGUUUGGCGUGGCUGUUAUACAGAAUAUGAAAGGAUUGGGACAGAUUGCAGUGGGCGGUGCCAUCGUAGCCGAAUACUCCCUCGCACUGGUAGCCAUUGCCUGUGUGCUAGCAAUAUUUUUUGCACUAAUUAUGUCCAUUUUGCUGGUAAGGAAUUUCUUCAUCGGUACCAGAGAUAGCGUGGUGAAAAGACGUGUAGAGGAAAUCGAGUACAUCGACGACCGGAUGACCAUCCAAUCCGAGUUUUCCAAGCGAGAGCCUCUUGCACUGCCCGAACCCAUCUAUACCGUUGCCAGACCGGAACCGAUGAGGAUGAUUCAAGCGCCACCACAAGUUGUAGAAGUGCCGGUGCCACAACCGGUGAUGGUUCCACAGCCGGUAAUGAUGCCACCACAAGUAAGGUACGUCGAGGUUCCGAAGCCUGUCAUACAGCGCCAGGUGAUCAAGGAGUAUGUCGACCGGCCUGUACCCGUACCAGUCCCACAACCCCAGCCAAUCGUCGUACAGCAACAGGCUCCCAUGAUGGUGGCUAGACGGCCCAUCCCCAUCCGUCUUCCUUCUCUUCCACCUCCCCCAGUGGUUGUCUCAGACCCGGUCUACGUCCGCUCACCUCGCCCGUACAUCGUCACAGAACCGAGAACUUCCAGGAGGAGCAAGCGUGUGGUUGGUGGAGCAUACAUGGCGGGCCAACCCAUGGGGGGUACAUUCAUGACCCCUGGACCAGCAAUGGCCAUGCCUUUCGGGUACAACUCCGAGCCAUUCGGUGAAAUGGGAGACCCGAUGUACGACAGCCCGGACACGCGUCCCUAUGUACCGUAAUAUACCCAGUAUAUAUGUUUAGUAUACUUGUACACUGAGGAAUACUAAGGUAAAAAGUGUGCAUAUUUAGUUUGUCUUGUAAACCAAAUAACGCAAAAUAAAUCAAAAUACCUUAAAUAAAUACCUUAGAACGUUAAAUAAAAAUCUUAGAUUGAAAAUGUAGAUUCUGAAAUAGAGCUAAUAUUAUUGAAAUUGUAGAUUCUGAAAUAGAGGUAAUAUUGAAAAAUGGAUGUUUAAAUACUUAAAUAUGUACACAUGUAUCGUGAAAAAUGGAAUGGUUGUUUAAAUGCAUAUGUCUACAUGUAUCGUAAUAAGAAAGAAAACGUGCGUAAGACAAUGAAGGGCUCAAGUGCUUAUAUAUUUACGUCAGUCCCUUGUUUAGUAGCUAGAACACGUGAUCUGGCAUUUACCUUUAUAAUAAAGUUAUCUUGGUGAUUUUGUCAACAAUUGUUAGGAUGACACUAAUUUAGAUACAAAUUUAUAGUUAGAUGUAUCUUGUAUAUUUCAUUUACAAUUUGAUAUUAUAUGAUGGCGAGGAAUCAAAUACUGUAUUCUUAGUUUAUACGGGGCGCCUCCGUUAGAGAUACAUUUACUGUAUAGGUUCAUGCGGGGCGCCUCAAAAAGAUACAGUUACCGUAUUCAUACAGGGCGCCUCCGAUAGAUACAGUUACUGUAUUCUUAGUUCAAACUGGGCGCCUCCGAUAGAUACAGUUACUGUAUUCUAAGUUCAUACUGGGCGCCUCCGAUAGAUACAGUUACUGUAUUCUAAAUUCACGCGGGGCGCUUCCGAUAGAUACAGUUAUUCUUGGUUCACAUGAGGCGCCCGUUAGAAAUACUGUAUUCACGGACGGUUGCUUUUGUUAUUGUUGAAAUAUCUUAUGUUUACCUUGCAAUGUAUGCAUAAUCGUGAAAAGCAUAAUAUUUUUUGUGUUUAUUUUUUUCUCGUGUAUUCAAACUAUAGAAACCUCAUUUACAUCAUUUAUCUAUUUUUAUACAUGUUACUUGUAUAUAUAUAGUAAACUACGAUGCUAUUAUUAGUAAAACUAAAAAAACGAGA